AGUCCUUCAUGAAAGCUCUCUGUCCCUGGUUAUCUUUCUCUCUCUUCGUUUUCUCUCUCUUCUAGCCAGGGUGGUUUCAGAACACCUUCAAUAUAUCGCCCGCCAUAAAUCAUGUUGGUGUACCAGGAUCUGCUCACAGGAGAUGAGCUUCUGUCUGACUCUUUUCCAUACAAGGAAAUGGAGAAUGGGAUGCUCUGGGAAGUUGACGGAAAGUGGGUUGUUCAAGGAGCAAUUGAUGUUGACAUUGGUGCAAACCCAUCUGCUGAGGGCGCCGAUGAAGGUGAAGGUGUUGAUGACCAGGCUGUGAAAGUAGUUGAUAUUGUUGACACAUUUAGGCUUCAGGAGCAACCUCCUUUUGACAAGAAAAUGUUUGUCAGUUACAUCAAGAAGUACAUUAAGUUGCUCACCCCCAAGUUGGAUACGGAGCAACAAGAAAUUUUUAAGAAGCAUAUUGAGGGGGCAACUAAAUAUUUACUGGGAAAAUUGAAGGACCUUCAAUUUUUCGUUGGAGAGAGCAUGCACGAUGAUUCUAGCCUUGUAUUUGCAUACUAUAAGGAAGGUGCAACUGAUCCUACAUUCUUGUAUUUUGCUUACGGAUUGAAGGAGGUCAAGUGUUAAUGAUGAGGGGAGAUAAUUUAUAUUUUUCUUCCUUUUUUUUUAAAGGUUUUUUUAGAGAGGUAGCAGUUUGGUUUUCGAUUCCUUUGUGAUGUUUAUGGGUUUGGUUUUUGAUUCCUUUGUGAUGUUUAUGAGUUUGAUAUUUAUCUGAGACGAAUAAGACGGGACACCUUAUGCUUUGUCUAUGUAGUUAUGCUUGUCUAUGUAGUUUAUGAGUUUAUGAGUUUAUGCGUGUUUUUCUAUGUAGUUUAUGAGUUUAUGCGUCUAUGUUUUUCUUUCCUGUCACAAAUUUGGGAUAAUUUGGGAUUCAUUAUAUUGUGUUUUAGUGA
Messenger RNA from Amborella trichopoda, 944 nucleotides. RefSeq names its product translationally-controlled tumor protein homolog. Gene Ontology annotation, molecular function: calcium ion binding. Lineage: Eukaryota; Viridiplantae; Streptophyta; Magnoliopsida; Amborellales; Amborellaceae. Gene Ontology annotation, cellular component: cytoplasm. The record is from RefSeq and is a predicted model, not a curated record.